Molecule: messenger RNA, 1220 nt
Organism: Chelonia mydas (Green sea turtle)
Lineage: Eukaryota; Metazoa; Chordata; Testudines; Cheloniidae
Product: histone H3.3A
Exons: 4
Coding region: 240-650 (136 amino acids)
Cellular component (GO): nucleosome
Molecular function (GO): protein heterodimerization activity; DNA binding; structural constituent of chromatin
Source: RefSeq, a predicted model, not a curated record
CUGUGACGGCACGGCGCCGGCGGAAGCCCCGGCCAAUGGGGAGGUGCGCCGUUUCCAGGUAUUAUGAGGUCAUCACGCCGCCUGCCGCCCCCUCUAUAAAAAGCCGGCCCUCGGAGCGGGAGAGCACAGUGAGGGGGAUUGUUGGCUGGGUUGGGUUCCGUGCGCGGAGCGGAUUAUAGCAGCAGCAGCAGCAGCAGCAGCAGCCGGCGGAUCCUCGGACAGGCGGUAAGUGAGGGAAAAUGGCCCGUACAAAGCAGACUGCCCGUAAGUCCACUGGUGGCAAAGCUCCACGUAAACAGCUGGCCACUAAAGCGGCUAGGAAAAGCGCUCCCUCUACUGGUGGCGUCAAGAAACCUCAUCGCUACAGGCCCGGUACUGUGGCCCUUCGUGAGAUUCGUCGUUAUCAGAAGUCAACAGAGCUGUUGAUCCGUAAGCUUCCCUUCCAGAGGUUGGUAAGGGAAAUUGCUCAAGACUUCAAAACAGACUUGAGGUUCCAGAGUGCAGCCAUUGGUGCACUGCAGGAGGCUAGUGAAGCAUAUCUGGUGGGUUUGUUUGAAGACACAAAUCUAUGUGCCAUCCAUGCCAAGAGAGUCACCAUCAUGCCCAAAGACAUCCAGCUGGCUCGCAGGAUACGGGGAGAGAGAGCUUAAGAGAAAGCAGUUUUUAUGGUGUUUUGUAGUAAAUUCUGUAAAAUACUUUGGUUUUAAUUUGUGACUUUUUUGUAAGAAAUUGUUUAUAAUAUGUUGCAUUUGUACUUAAGUCAUUCCAUCUUUCACUCAGGAUGAAUGCUAAAAGUGACUGUUCACAUAAACCUCAGUGAUGUGAGCCUUGUUGCUCAAGAGUGACAAGUUGCUAAUAUGCAGAAGGGAUGGGUGAUCUUUCUUGCUUCUCAUGCAUGUUUCUGUAUGUUAAUGACUUGUUGGGUAGCUAAAAUUGUAAGGUACUAGAAUUGAUAUAAAUGUGUACAGGGUCCUUUUGCAAUAAAACUGGUUAUGACUUGAUCCAAGUGUUUAACAAUUGGGGCUGUUAAGUCUGACCAUACAUCACUGUGAUAGAAUGUGGACUUUCAGAGGGUGAAACUACAAGUCUUAACCACAGUGUAACUUACAGUUUCCUAAAAACGUAAACCUGGCAGCUAUAGAAUACACUAUGUGCAUUUAUAAUAGCUAUUUUAUAUAUUGUAGUGUCAACAUUUUUAAAUUAAAUGUUUUACAUUCACA